Molecule: messenger RNA, 789 nt
Organism: Notothenia coriiceps (black rockcod)
Lineage: Eukaryota; Metazoa; Chordata; Actinopteri; Perciformes; Nototheniidae
Product: gamma-aminobutyric acid receptor subunit beta-3-like
Exons: 4
Coding region: 1-789 (262 amino acids)
Biological process (GO): monoatomic ion transmembrane transport
Cellular component (GO): membrane
Molecular function (GO): monoatomic ion channel activity; GABA-A receptor activity
Source: RefSeq, a predicted model, not a curated record
AUGAAAGGAUUCCAUUUUUCUUCUUCUUCUUCUUCUCCUCCAUGUUUACCUGCAGGUGCCUACCCUCGACUGUCUCUGAGCUUCAAGCUGAAGAGAAACAUUGGGUACUUCAUCCUGCAGACCUACAUGCCCUCCAUCCUCAUCACCAUCCUGUCCUGGGUGUCCUUCUGGAUAAAUUACGAUGCCUCGGCUGCCAGAGUUGCAUUAGGGAUCACCACUGUCCUGACCAUGACUACCAUCAACACCCAUCUGAGAGAGACUCUGCCCAAGAUCCCGUACGUGAAAGCCAUAGACAUGUACCUGAUGGGCUGCUUCGUGUUCGUCUUCCUCGCUCUGCUGGAAUAUGCCUUCGUGAACUACAUCUUCUUUGGAAGAGGCCCUCAGAUGCAGAAGAGACUGGCGGAGAGGGCGCAGAAGGCCAACAAUGAUCGGGAGAAUUUAGACAGAACCAGGGUCGACUCCCAGGGGAACAUUUUACUGACAACCUUGGAGAUCCACAACGAGGUGGGAGGGAAUGAGAUCACCACCAGGGUGUGCGAGACCCACAACUCUUCCUCCAUGGUGUUCGACAACUCUGGGGUCCAGAACAGGAAGCCGAGCGAACCGCGCUCCAGCCUGGAGAGGAACGUGUAUCCGAGGAGAACACGUCUGCAGAGAAGAACCUCUCAGCUCAAAAUCAAAAUCCCAGACCUGACGGAUGUGAACGCUAUCGACAGAAUGUCACGGAUAAUAUUCCCCUUCAGCUUUUCCCUCUUCAACGUCAUCUACUGGCUUUACUAUGUCAACUAA